Messenger RNA from Sorghum bicolor (sorghum), 2266 nucleotides. Its product is annotated as SNF1-related protein kinase regulatory subunit gamma-1. NCBI's taxonomy places the organism in Eukaryota, Viridiplantae, Streptophyta, Magnoliopsida, Poales, Poaceae. The record is from RefSeq and is a predicted model, not a curated record. The coding region runs from base 757 to 2076 and encodes 439 amino acids. The transcript is spliced from 3 exons.
UAUAAUUUGAGACAGAUGAAGUAUGUACUAGGUAGAGUAUAUAUCUAAUAAGUACAUAAACAUGUAUGCAUCUAGAAAAACCAAAAUAUCUUAUAAUACAGAAUGGAAAGACUAAUAACCAGACCCUGUUAGCUAGGCUAAAUCCUUGCAUUUUCGGUUGGAGUUGCUUCAAGGCCUCGUUUGGUUGCUCUCAGUAAAGUUUAACUCCCGUCACAUCGAAUAUUUAAACACAUACAUGAGGUACUAAAUAUAAACUAUUUACGAAAACGUAGCUAGAGAGUAAUUUGCGACACGAAUCUUUUAAACCUAAUUAGUUCAUAAUUAUAUACUAAUUAAUUGCUCAAUAAGACCAAAAUACUACAGGACUUAUUAAACUACCAACCAAACACCCUUAAGCUAACUAGCGAAGCAGCUAACAUCCCCUGGUGCAUGGAGAUGGAGACGCAGGAUAGCACGCAUGCCUGGAGGGGCGUUCCUGACCCCGCGAAAGCCGAUGGCUAGGAGCGACACAUCUGACUAUCUCAGAUCCGCGCGCGCCUCAGUUGUCGGGUUCAAGCGAAGCGAUGGACCAAAAUAGCUCUGGUGAUCGGCAUGGACACAGAUUAGCUAGCGGCUAGCGCAUGAAUGAAUGAAUCAAGAAAGAAAAGCAGCAGCAAGAAGAAGAAGAAACAGUACGUGUACGUGGCGCGGUGAAGCAGAAGCACCCGCCGGCAAAUAAAAGCAGCGCGUAGCGAGCGAGAGAGAGGCGAGGCGGCCAUGCAGGCGGUGCGGACGCGGCCGGAGCAGCUCGCGGCGGAGGCGGCGGUGGUGGAGGCGACCCCGCACGGGAGCGCGCGGUCGUGGAGCCCCGAGGCGGAGAUCGGCAUGCGCGUGGAGGACAUCUGGGACAGCCUUGACGUGCAGCAGCGGCAGCUGAGCCACGGCGACAAGCUCAACAGCUGCUUCGACAGCAUCCCCGUCGCGUCCUUCCCGCACACCUUCGACGGCGCGCAGCUGGUGGAGAUCCCCUCCGACGCCACGCUCGCCGAGGCCGUCGACAUCCUGUCCCGCAACAGGAUCAUCAGCGCGCCCGUCAGGAACGUCGACGCGCCCGAGGACGCCAGCUGGAUCGACCGCUACAUCGGCAUCGUCGAGUUCGCCGGCAUCGCCGUCUGGCUGCUCCACCAGUCCGAAGCCGCGGCGAAGGCCGACGACGUAGGCGCCGACGAGCUGGCAGCGAAGCUAGGCACCGUCACGCUGGAGGGCGCCGUCGCCGCCGCCGCCGUCGCGUCCAAAGUGGCGGCGGCGGCGGAGUCUGAAGGAGCCAUCGCGGAAGUCUUCGGGGCCCUGCCGUCGUCGGACCUGUUCAACAAGACGAAGGUGAAGGACAUCUCCGGGUCGUUCCGGUGGGCGCCGUUCCUGGCGCUGCAGAGCUCCGACACCUUCCUCACCAUGCUGCUGCUGCUGUCCAAGUACCGGAUGAAGAGCCUGCCCGUGGUGGACAUCGGCGAGGGCACCAUCAGCAACAUCAUCACGCAGGCCGCCGUCGUGCACAUGCUCUCUGAGUGCGUCGGACUCCUCUGGUUCGAGGAGUGGGGCACCAAGACGCUCUCCGAGAUCGGCCUCCCCAUCAUGAGGCUCAGCAAGAUCGUCAAGGUUCGCGAGGACGAGCCGGCUCUCAAGGCCUUCCGGUUGAUGAGGAGAAAAGGGGUCGGAGGCAUACCGGUGGUGGAUGAUAGCGGCAGGGCGGUAGGCAGCAUAAUGAUCAAGGAUGUCAAGCAUCUCCUAACGGCAUCGGAGACAAACAGAGACUACAGGACCCUAACAGCAAAAAAAUUCAUCGCGAAUGCGAGGCAGAGCUCCGGCGAAAGGCAAAUGAGCAUCAUAACGUGCAGUAGAGGGGACAGUAUCAAGGACAUAAUACUGAAGCUGGAUGCAGAGAAGAGGCAGAGGAUCUAUGUGAUCAACGAGGAAGGGAACCUGGACGGCUUGAUCACCCUCAGAGAUAUAAUCGCCAAGUUGGUGUAUGAACCGCCUGGCUACUUUGGGGACUUCUUCAAUGGUGUUAUCCCUCUACCAUCGAAUAGCAGGGUCUGAAAAAGUUUAGUCAGAUCAGGAAAUCUUUUUUUUUACCAUGCUCUCUGUUUAUUCCCCUUCUCUGUAGAAUUUGGUACACUUACUUUCCAUUUCUAGUGUCCAUAAAUUUUUAGUGAGCUUCCUUCGUCUAUAAUUAUCACUUAUGUAGAUGAAUAAUGAUAGCUUGUCCUAAUGCUUCCAUGUGUGUCUC